Molecule: messenger RNA, 2030 nt
Organism: Xyrauchen texanus (razorback sucker)
Lineage: Eukaryota; Metazoa; Chordata; Actinopteri; Cypriniformes; Catostomidae
Product: microtubule-associated proteins 1A/1B light chain 3B
Exons: 4
Coding region: 201-578 (125 amino acids)
Biological process (GO): cellular response to nitrogen starvation; autophagosome assembly; macroautophagy
Cellular component (GO): autophagosome membrane; cytosol; autophagosome
Molecular function (GO): ubiquitin protein ligase binding
Source: RefSeq, a predicted model, not a curated record
GACCUGUUUGUUUUGCUUGGUAAGACGGACUUCACAGGGUCAAAUCAGCGACAGGAAGGAGACUGUAACGUAACAGAAUUACACGAUUUUGGCAUUUAAAAGCCCCAACAACAGAUCAAGGUCUACUCGGAGAGAGAUACAUUGGACAAAUAAGGCAGGUUUGCCUAAAGAAGACACUGUCUGACCUAAUUUUUUUUAAAAUGCCUACAGAAAAGACGUUCAAACAAAGGAGGGCAUUUGAGCAGCGUGUGGAGGAUGUACGGUUGAUCCGGGAACAGCAUCCCAGCAAGAUCCCGGUGAUCAUUGAGAGAUACAAGGGAGAGAAGCAACUUCCAAUUCUGGACAAAACCAAGUUUUUAGUUCCUGACCACGUAAACAUGAGUGAACUUAUUAAGAUAAUCAGGAGACGCCUCCAGCUCAACUCCAACCAGGCUUUUUUCCUUCUUGUUAAUGGUCACAGCAUGGUAUCUGUGUCUACUGCCAUUUCCGAGGUCUAUGAGCGCGAGAAAGAUGAGGACGGCUUCCUGUACAUGGUCUACGCCUCCCAGGAGACAUUUGGAUCUGUGGGCUCUCAGUAAUAAUGACAUAUAUGAUUGGCUUUCUUUCUUGGACAAUAAAACAACCUACCCCCAAACCAUGUGUCCCUUAAAUCUAGCCCCUCCCCUUACCAACAGGACUGUAGGAACCAGCUGAACUUUAAGUCCUUUUGGCCCCAAUCCCAACUGAAUCCUAACCAUUAUCCAGAGCUAAAUCCUAAAUUCCUUUUCAACCCUUUAACGUUGAAUUCCCUAUUCGUGUUAUCAUUAUGUAUGAUUCAUCAUUUGUUUGGUUUUUGUCAUGUUAUGGUCAGCUGGACAAUGAUCCAGUGUGUUUUAAUAAGAUUUACUCAAUCUAAAGCUUGAAAUAAUGACCUCUGGGUAUCAAGAGAUGGGAUCAUCUCUUUCCCUUAGUGGUUACAAAAAUUAUCCAACACAUCUAGAUGAGGCAUCUGUUACAUCUGACGUUAAGCAACCAAAUAGUUUUGUAGGUUUUUGGUCUGGUCCAUUACAGCUUGGCUGGGGUUGGGUUGCUGCUAGUACACUUUGGCAAAUUUCUAACCCUCUUGUUCCAUGACUAAUAUUUGGAUGGCACGCUUUGUGGACUCAUCUUUACUCGUUGAGUUUGGCAGACUUUCUUACCCAUAGAUUACCCAUAGUCAUUACAAAAGCUGUUUACGGCUGAUAACCGCAUUCCAUUUCCUGCUAGAGGAAACUGUGUCGUUUCUAACCCUAACCCAAAGGUGUAGCUAAUUGGGUCGUGAGCGUUGAGGUAAGCCAAGGUUUGAAAUAACAGCCGAAUUGCAUUCAAACUUUUCAGUGUGUUCCACGGAAAGUAGAUGUUUACUUGGAAUUAAAUUUUGUUUGCUAUUAUACAAAAACAACAACCCAGCUUUGAUUGUAGUAUGAAGCUUUAUAAUGUCAGUAUAGAAAGGUCAAUAAAAAUAAUUAUCUGACAAUGGUACAUUGAAAGACAACUUGAGCGAAUGAAUGUGGCAUUAGCGUCAUUAAUGUUGUACAAUGAAGCGAUUGUGGACCAGGUAGACAGGGCAGAUGUAGCCCAGUCUAUAUUGAAAUGCGCCUGAACAUCCUUGCUGUUUUAGGUGCACGCUUUUAGUCUACUCAAUUUUAUUAUAGAAUUAUUUACAUACUUUAUAAAUGCAUAACUGUGAGCUGUUGUAAUCUUUCCAUCUGUAUGUCAUUUACAGUUAACUAUACAGAUAAGAUUAGAUGCCUUUUCUCCUGAACAUUUAUUAGCAAUUUAAUUGUCUUGCUCUUAUUUAAAGAGAUGUUAUUGUUUUGUUUGUUUUUCUUGUAUAAAAAAUAAAUCAUAUGUGAUUUUAUUGUGCAAUUUACAAAAGUGACUCUUUAACUAAAAUUAUCAACCCGUUAUCAAACUCUUUUCUGCAUUUCUCCUGCGCUCAGAUGUCAGAUUUACAGCAAUAUGACACUUCUAAUAAUGUUGGUAUUUUAAAAAUAAAAGAGGAAUAUGCA